Molecule: messenger RNA, 2666 nt
Organism: Paralichthys olivaceus (Japanese flounder)
Lineage: Eukaryota; Metazoa; Chordata; Actinopteri; Pleuronectiformes; Paralichthyidae
Source: RefSeq, a predicted model, not a curated record
AUGGGGAGGGAGAGCGAGGGAACCGGUCUGACAGCAUCUGCCCUGGUGUCCACCAAGGAGCCAGAUCUUCCUGACAGGAGUAGAGCUGGCUCCACUUUUGGACAUGUUACGCCUGCAUCUGGCACUCGAUGGCGCCGUGUGCCCGUGGAAUAUGCCUCCACCUCGGAGGACGAGUACGGCUCGAACCGCCACAUUUCAAAACAGGGCCAGACACAGCCGUUUCUGUCGACUCGAGUGGCCCAGCUAGGAGGUUCGGCUCCAGCUACCCCCAAUCCUGCCGGCCUGACUGCCAUGAAGCAGCACUCCAGAGAGCAGGACGAGUAUAUGAGAGACUGGACAGCACACAGUGAGGAAAUAGCCAGGAUUAGCCAGGACCUUGCCAAAGACCUUGCCAUGCUCGCCAGAGAAAUCCACGAUGUGGCAGGAGAGAUCGACUCAGUCAGCCCUGCAGCCACUGAUCCAGGAGCUUUGUUGGAGGAGGGUGUUUGUGAUGACAGCUUGAACCUAGGUGGUCCCUCCGCAGAUCCUGGACCCACCGGGCGCUCUGUGGAGCUGCGGCCCAGAGGUUCUCGUGGACAAAGCUCCCGAUCCAUCCGCAGACAGACGUGGAACAGAGAUGAUGCGGUGCUAGACGGUUUAUUCCUCGCGUCUGUGACUCAACUGUCAACCAGGAUACGUCAGUCUGUUGACAAAACAGGCUGCAAAAUCAGGAUCCUCUUCAAGGAUAGAGAGCGGAAAUGGGAAGAGAUUGAGAGCAAGCUGCAGGCGGAGCACGACUCCUUACUACAGAAGAGCUCCAACAAGGAGAUUACAAACAUUCUUCAAGACCUGAAGGGAGUGGAACGACAGCUGCUAGCCAUCGACAUGAUGGUGGAUCCGGAUGGCACCCUGGACGCCCUGACCUCUCUGGGUCUCACCAGUCCUCUGGCUGACCAGAAGCUCAGCCCUGGGACUCUGCAGGAGGCAUUGCCGUCGCACCCUGGAGCUGAAGCUUUGUCCUGCUCGCACUUAUCCUCCAUGCCUGAAGGAGUGACCUCUGAAGCCUGUGGAUCCUCAGACCCCGCUGAGGUGAUAGGGCGAGGCCCAGGGCCCCAGCAGAGCCCCAGAUCCUACAACUGACUCACUAUGGAAAUAAUUCAGAGAAAGCAUCCUUGAUUUUAGACAGUACACUGAAGUCCUUGGAGCAGAGCUUGGUGUGAGGUUAUCGUCUCGGUUACAGAUGCAGGCAGUAUGGUGAUGCUUAUCCUGUGGUAAAGAUUGACCGUCAUCUGGCUGCCAAACUUAAUCAUGUUACUGUUAAAGUCCUAAAAAGCAGCUCUUAGGAUGAUAGAUACACAGUAUGAAAACACGUCAGUAUUAAUGAGGGCUUAUGACUUAGCUAUGAUAUAACAUACAUGAUUAACCCAUCUGUGUUGUUGUGUUGCAGCUCAUCAUUAUUAUCCUUGAACUCAUUUGAAAAAAGAGCAGACGUAGAAAACGGUAAAAGAUGACAGGACGUGAUGUUAAAAUUUGACUUAGAAAAUUCCUGCUUAGAUCCAUUUUCUGCAUUUUGUUCAUAAAUCACAACAUCUCUGACUUUUGCCAAAGGUGAAAUGCAGUCAUGGCAUUUAAUUACCUUCAAAUCUUUGCGUAUGAUUCAUAUCAAAGUCGGAGUCUGUCAGUCAGCAGUACUAAGGCCAAUGCAUGGAAAGUUGCAAUGGGUUCAGCAGAGAUGUGUGUGUGAAAACUGUUUUAUCCUGCCAUAGAAUUAUUUAUUUAAAAUAUAUAUUGUUGGCCUGUUAGAAAUGCAACCCAGAAGCUGAUCCCAGUAAUGAUUUUCCAUCUAAAAAAGCUGUAGUGCUUAUUUGCUGGGAAAGAACUGGGUGUGUACAGUAUGAACCUGUGUAAAUGUUUCUUAUGGUUAAAUUAAAAACUCCCAUCCAUGCCUUUUUUAAUUUUGGUGAUGUCAUUUAAAUCAAGUGAAGACAAAGAUAAACCCUGUGUGUUAACAGACACAAAAUCAAAUGUAGCUCCCAGAAAAACAUGGUUUUCCUCUUCCAAAUGUAUUUUGUCACAAGUGCCCUGGAACAAACAAUCAUAAUAGAGGAAGAGAAGAGACGCUACAGGAGAUGUAUAUAAAGAGAGAGAGACUGGAAAAUGUUUCUUUGCACAUUUCAAAGCUAAUAUAAAGUACAUUCAUCUCCUCUCUGAGGGAAAAGGACAUGACGUGCCCCCAUGAUGCUCCUUUAUCAUGUCAGUGUCCUCGACCAAAAACAAAGCAGGGUUUAAAACCAGCCGUCUGUCCAAGUUUCUGUCUGAUCACAAACAAACUGUGGUGUUUAAACCAGCAUAGACAGGAGCUGUACCUCCAACUCCUGCAGCUGCAUUUUAACAUGAACCGAUGCAAUGGAAGGACGGACGACUGUGACGGCUAGGUUUUUCCAAUGUCUUGCCUCAUACCGAUGUUUACACAUGAAUGUAACCUGAUCAGAACUGUUGAAAACAUUUUAGCCAAAACGACUUUAAUAAUAAAGAUUAAUGACUGCAUUUUCUGCUCUGCACCUGUUGUACUUUGUCUUAAAUUCUGUUUGAGCAUUUUGGAGAAUAUUUGUUUGGAUGUUUUGUAUGAAUUUGAUUUCCUUUUUUCUUUAUAGGUUAUAUGUUGACCUUGCAAUACCUGUGUCUCA